AUGCUUCUCGAGGACCAGCGCUUUAUACACGAAGACCUCGAACGCUUAGAACAAGCAAUCACAGAGCGAAUCGGCGAGGAUGCGAGGAAUAUCAAAGAUCGCCUAAAUCGCGACCACCAAAUUAAUGGUUUCCUGUCACGAAUACAAGAGCAGUCGCAGCGUCUGUUAGAUUUAUAUCGAGAUCGAGAUGGACAGCUAGCUAAGGAGAAGCAGUCUCUGUUGACGGGAGACCCAUUUGAAGAAUUUCAGAAGCAGUAUGAGCAGAUCAAGGAUUUCCACAGGAGAUAUCCUGGCGAACCAGUCGAGAACCUUGAGCGCGCUUACAAGCGUCGAAGACCUGACGAGGGCGAAGUCAUCGUGUCGGAAAUUGACAACAUGUUCACGGGCGAGGAAUCCAACGGACGUUUCCUAGACCUGAUAGCACAGCACGAGAGCUAUUUGAAUCUGCCGAAUGUGAAGAGGUUGACGUAUUUACAAUAUCUGGACAAUUUCGACGCCUUCGAGCCACCACGUAUGCCGAUAAAGCGACAGAACAAGGUCAAUGAUACGUAUUUGAAAUAUGUAGGAGCUUUGGCCAGUUACCUCGAAAGUUUUGUCAGAAGAACAAGGCCGCUCGACGACCUGCCGAAACUGUUCCUAAAAAUCGAUCGGGACUUUGAUACUGACUGGCAAGCUGGCUCAGUUCCUGGUUGGCCCAAAGAGUCGGCAACCACGAACGGCGCAUCCACUUCCGACCCUGCCACUGAGGGUUCUGGCGAAGGAGUGUGGUGUCCAGAUUGUGAAAAGGAGUUUGGCAGUCAAGGGACAUACAAUGCCCAUCUGGUAGGGAAGAAGCACAAGCGCAACGCAGAAGCACGGGCAGCAUCGGGUGCUACAUCCACAUCCACAACGUCAACACCUACUACAAACGGAGUCAAGAACAGUCAAGGUGCAACCUCUCUCAAAGAACGCCUCAUUGCCAGCCACGAACAUCGCAUUCGCACCCUCUCCGAUCUCCUCUCAAACGAAAGGUCUAACACUCGGGUCAAUGUAGAGCGGAAACAAGGCAUGACGGAACGAGAACGACAGGCUGAACUCGACGCCCUCUUUGCAGAGGACAAUGCAGCCAUUGCUGCAUCCCAUCGAAAUACUGGUGACGGCGAUUCUGACGACGAGGACGCCAAAUCUGAUACAAGCGAGCGAAUUUACAACCCGCUCAAGCUACCAUUAGCCUGGGACGGCAAGCCUAUUCCCUACUGGCUAUACAAAUUACAUGGCCUAGGCGUCGAGUUUCCAUGUGAAAUAUGUGGAAAUUUCGUGUACAUGGGCCGACGCGCUUUCGACAAACACUUUUCCGAGCAAAGACAUAUCUAUGGCUUAAAAUGCCUAGGCAUUACAGGUAGUUCGGCAAUGGGCGGGUUGAGUUUAUUCAGGGAGAUCACUGGAAUUCAAGAUGCAUUGACUCUGUGGGAAAAGCUGAAAAAGGAGAAAAGAGAGCGUGAAAGAGAUGAUGAUGGUGUGGUGCAGAUGGAAGACGGUGAAGGCAACGUUAUGCCUGAGAGGAUCUAUUUGGAUCUGCAAAAGCAGGGUAUUCUUUGA
Lithohypha guttulata is the source of this 1578-nucleotide messenger RNA. RefSeq names its product Pre-mRNA-splicing factor sap61 (gene sap61). Gene Ontology annotation, cellular component: nucleus; spliceosomal complex. Gene Ontology annotation, molecular function: zinc ion binding; RNA binding. Bases 1 to 1578 code for a protein of 525 amino acids. Gene Ontology annotation, biological process: mRNA splicing, via spliceosome. The record is from RefSeq and is a predicted model, not a curated record. The transcript has a single exon. NCBI's taxonomy places the organism in Eukaryota, Fungi, Ascomycota, Eurotiomycetes, Chaetothyriales, Trichomeriaceae.